Cynocephalus volans (Philippine flying lemur) is the source of this 1113-nucleotide messenger RNA. It is a transcript of the gene LRTM2, whose product is annotated as leucine rich repeats and transmembrane domains 2. Gene Ontology annotation, cellular component: plasma membrane. The coding region runs from base 1 to 1113 and encodes 370 amino acids. The transcript has 3 exons. The record is from RefSeq and is a predicted model, not a curated record. Gene Ontology annotation, molecular function: protein binding. NCBI's taxonomy places the organism in Eukaryota, Metazoa, Chordata, Mammalia, Dermoptera, Cynocephalidae.
AUGCUGGCGCUGGGCCACAGCCCUGAGCAGAGGCCCAGGCUCACUCUGCAGUGGAGGCAGGUCUCCUGGCUCACCUGCUGGAUCGCCCUACAUGCUGUGGAGGCCCUCCCCACCUGCCCUUUCUCCUGUAAGUGCGACAGCCGCAAACUGGAGGUGGACUGCAGUGGCCUAGGCCUCACCGUGGUGCCCCCGGACGUGCCUGCUGCCACCCGCACCCUCUUGCUCUUGAACAAUAAGCUGAGUGCCCUGCCAAGCUGGGCCUUCACCAACCUGUCCAGCCUGCAGCGGCUGGACCUAUCCAACAACUUCCUUGACCAGCUGCCCCGCUCCAUUUUCGGGGACCUGACGAAUCUGACGGAGCUGCAGCUUCGCAACAACAGCAUCAGGACCCUGGACAGGGACCUGCUGCAGCACUUGCCACUGCUGCGCCACCUGGACCUGUCCAUCAACGGCCUGGCCCAGCUGCCCCCGGGCCUUUUCGACGGACUCCCAGCUCUGCGCUCCCUCUCGCUUCGCUCCAACCGCCUGCAGAACCUGGACCGGCUGACAUUUGAACCCCUGGCGAGCCUGCAGCUGCUGCAGGUUGGGGACAACCCCUGGGAGUGUGACUGUAACUUGCGUGAGUUCAAGCACUGGAUGGAGUGGUUCUCCUACCGAGGGGGGCGCCUGGACCAGCUUGCCUGCACCCUACCCAAGGAGCUGCGGGGGAAGGACAUGCGCAUGGUCCCCAUGGAGAUGUUCAACUACUGCUCCCAGCUGGAGGACCAGAACAGCUCAGCGGGGCUGGAUGUUCCUGGGCCAGCCUGCACCAAGGCCAGCCCAGAGCCUGCUAAGCCGAAGCCCAGGGCUGAGCCUGAGACGGAGCCCAGCACAGCCUGCCCCCAGAAGCAGAGGUACCGGCCCAUGAGCGUGAGGCGGGCCAUCGGCACUGUGAUCAUCGCAGGCGUUGUCUGCGGCGUCGUCUGCAUCAUGAUGGUGGUGGCUGCUGCCUACGGCUGCAUUUAUGCCUCGCUCAUGGCCAAGUACCACCGGGAGCUCAAGAAGCGCCAGCCACUGAUGGGGGACCCUGAGGGCGAGCAUGAAGACCAGAAGCAGAUCUCUUCUGUGGCCUGA